AUGUCCCUUCAAGAUUCUCAUCCAUCAGCUGGUGGUGUUUUACAUCAAAUCAGAUUAGAAGUUGAUCGUGCUUUACAAGCUUCACGAGAUAAUUUGAUCAAUAGUCUUAAGGAUCGAGGCUUAAAGUUUCCUUCAGCUGUUCGAACCAUUGGCGUUCUGCGUAGGAUGUCAAAUCUAUUCUCCCAAUCAAUUGAUUCUCCUUCGAUCAAAUCACUUACCAAACCUGAAUUACGGAUCACUUUUUUGGCAAGUCGAUGGUCUUGUUUAGCCAAUGCACUUCAACAAGUUCAACUCUCAACUGGUUUCUCACCUUCUUCAGCAUUAUCUUGUACUUCUAAUCCACUUCAUCUUGAUCAAUUCUCAGAUGCUUCACUUCAAUACAAUGAAGAUUGUUUAAAGUUUUUACGUAAAUGGCUCGAGAUUUGGCGUGAUUUGGUGGGUGAUACGAUUUCGAUAUAUUAUGAAAUCUUUUUGAAAUCAACAAACUCGGACACCUCAACUCUCAAAAUCAAUCCUGAUCAGCAUCUCUCGAAUUCUACUGGAGGAUCUUCGCCUGCUUUUUUCAAAGAUUCAGUUUCACCAUUAAACUUUUUUGCUACUCAGGCCACACAUCUCUUAAUUUCUACUCUGACUCAUCAUGUUAAACUACUUGUGACAAUCUCUACUCUAUCCUCUUUAUUAACUCAACUUUCAUACUGUGCAGCUGCAUUUGCAAAACGGGGUAUGGAUUUCACUAGUGCGAUAAGACCUACUUUUAUUAACACAUUAGAAGAGAUCAUUAAACUAAGAAUGGAAUCAGGUCUUGAACAAUUUCAAUUGGAUUUAAAGCCAAUCCUAAUUCAAACCCCAACUUCGUCUUCCUUCAAGCAAGCCGCAUUUCAACCUCGUCGAAAAUUGUUACAUCCACCCUCUACACAACCUCUUGAACAUCGUUUAAUUGCUCCAGAUACCCUACGACAAGUAUUAACAAUAGAUUCGACUACAAACCCACCAUCAACUUCACCGAGCCGACUACCAUCACAUCUUCUCACACUCUUUCCACCCUUGGCAAGAUUUCUGAACAGUCAACUCAUUGCUCUUAACGAAUUAAGACUCUUACCAAUCAUAGAAUCGUAUUCCAAACUCUCAUCUUAUCAACUUCAAGUCCUUACAACCAUCAAUGAAGAAUUAAGAAAGCUUACCUUAAGUCUUCCACCACCUAGUCCUCUUCAUUCAAGAUUUACAAGUAACUCUGAACACCUUAAAAGUAUAAUGAAAGAAGAUCAUCGAGGAUCAGCUUCAUCUGAUCAACUUCGAGAAAUCGUAGAUCGAUUGAUUUAUGGACAAAACAUGUUUUACCAAUGCUAG
Molecule: messenger RNA, 1347 nt
Organism: Melampsora larici-populina 98AG31
Lineage: Eukaryota; Fungi; Basidiomycota; Pucciniomycetes; Pucciniales; Melampsoraceae
Exons: 1
Coding region: 1-1347 (448 amino acids)
Biological process (GO): intra-Golgi vesicle-mediated transport
Cellular component (GO): COG complex
Source: RefSeq, a predicted model, not a curated record